This is a messenger RNA of Fusarium fujikuroi IMI 58289, 2226 nucleotides long. RefSeq names its product related to TBC1 domain family member 5. The coding region runs from base 1 to 2226 and encodes 741 amino acids. Lineage: Eukaryota; Fungi; Ascomycota; Sordariomycetes; Hypocreales; Nectriaceae. Gene Ontology annotation, biological process: activation of GTPase activity. The record is from RefSeq and is a predicted model, not a curated record. Gene Ontology annotation, molecular function: GTPase activator activity. The transcript is spliced from 5 exons.
AUGCGACCCCUCCAAGAGUCCCUUUCGAGAUGGCGUGAGACACAAUCCCAAGGUGCCCAUCUUGGUGAUCUUCGACGUGCUGUUCGGUAUAAUGGUCCCGCAAGUCCAUGCAUAUCAGGAUGUCGUUCUCUUUGUUGGAAGACUUUUCUUCUUUCUACUGCUGCUGAAGGGUUGAGCUGGUCUCAAGUUUUGGACGAUGAAAGAAAGCUCUACGCUGAGAAACGGGAUCACUUCCUCAAGUAUAUAAAACACCCAGAAGCUCUUGCAGAGCUGAACAUCGAUCCUUUGACAGAGGACCCCAGUGUAAGGCCGACCAAACUGGAACGUAACCGUUUAACUGAUUUGUAUGAUAUACAAAAGUCUCCAUGGAAUACCAUUCGUCAAGAUGAGGUUGUCCGUGAUGAGAUCCAGCAAGACGUUCAGCGACUCCCCGAUGAAGCUUCCUACCAUGAAGACCAGACCCAGUCAAUCAUCUUGGAUAUCCUGUUUAUGUACUGUAAACUAAAUCCUGAGCGAGGUGGCUACCGGCAGGGUAUGCAUGAGUUGCUUGCGCCUAUUCUACAUGUCAUUGAGCAGGAUGCCGUGGAUCCAACGACUUUACCAGAAGAGAUUCCUCUGGAUGAUGCUCUUAUCAAAACUCUCGACCACUCUUUCAUCGAGCACGACGCCUUUGUCUUGUUCUCGAAACUUAUGGAACGUGCCCAAUCGUUUUACGAAGUCAAGGAUGUUAUUCCAGCACCAGGAAGUUCUUUGCGCCCCCCCAAGUUUGCAGAACAAAGCUCGGCGAUUGUCGAGCGAAGCAAAUUCAUCCACGAAGUCUGCCUACAGAAAGUUGACCCGGAACUGGCUACUCAUCUAACCAACAUUGAAAUCUUACCACAGAUCUUUCUCAUUCGGUGGAUUCGGCUACUCUUCAGCAGAGAGUUCCCCUUUGAGCAGUUUUUGGUACUCUGGGAUACUAUCUUUGCUGUCGAUCCAACCCUGGAACUCAUCGAUCUCAUUUGUGUUGCUAUGCUGAUUAGAAUUCGGUGGAAUUUAUUAGAGGCAGAUUAUUCUGUUUGCCUUCAACUACUUCUCAAAUACCCUCCUCCAUCAGGAGCUCACGGUCCUCAUACAUUUGUUGAUGAUGCUCUGUACCUGAGGGACCAUCUUUCACCAUCUGGAGGAUCAUCACUGGUUAUGAAAUACACUGGAAGGAUGCCGACAUUAUCUUCUCCACCACAGGCCUCGCGAGCAGGCACUCCGAGCUUUCGUGGUUUCAACUCUUUUAAGCACAGAGGACCAGGCCCAAGGCCACAGAUAUCAUCCCCAUCCCGCUUCCUUCAACAACAGGGUGGCAUGGAGGCUUUGUUUCAGGGCGCUGCCAAAGGAGCCAAAGGAGUUUACGAAAGAGGCGAAAAGCUGGGUAUCAACCAAGCCGUACGAGAUGCUAUGGGAGAGAUCAAGCGAAAUCUCAACGAGGCCAGAUCUGCACCUAGAUCUCCGCAACCCCUGGUUAAUAAUCAAGACUCAGCCCAGAGCCUGGUAGCAUUGAAGAGGCGGAACCAGCAACUUGCUGCGAUGCUUGAUGAGACGGUUGAUAACCUCAAAGCUAUAUCUGCCUCGAAUCUCGACGACAAGGCUAAAAGCCUGGAGCUCAUCGAGAUUGCGGCGGCCAAGGUGCAGUUUGUCAAGAUUUACUUGGACGAUUCCUCUAUGGAGGUCCCGGUGUUGCAAUCUCCACCACCCGAGGACAGCCCACAAGAAGUGGCUGUAGCUGAAACAACUAUCGUUCAGCCUGAGCCUGUGUCAGUGGCAUCUACAGAGGUUGACAUAUCGGCUCUUCAGAUAUCCGAAUCAAAGAAAUCCUCUGAGAGCGAGUCAGCACGACCCCCUAGCUCUGAUCGUAUGGAAAUAGUACCAUGCGACGAUGGCAAAUCUGCAAACUCAUUGGCUCCGUCACGGCCAGCUCCCGUACCUACUCGUUCAACACUGGCGCAAUCCUCUUUCUCCUGGAUGCUGGAGCCAGACGAGUCGGGUCCUUCAAAAGCGUCUCCAGCGUCCAGCAAGUCACCACCGCCCCAGCAUAAGAAAAAGAUGUCGAACAGCGCAAGUCGUGAGAAGAAUGCCUUCCUAUUCGGCGAAGUCACUGAGAGUCGAAACCCCUUGAACUCAGAUGAGAUAUUUGGCUUGGAGCCUCUGAAGAAACUCAAGAACGCCGCAGAUGAAGAGAAGACAAGAGAGUAG